Messenger RNA from Hyalella azteca, 2688 nucleotides. RefSeq names its product adenosine deaminase 2. NCBI's taxonomy places the organism in Eukaryota, Metazoa, Arthropoda, Malacostraca, Amphipoda, Hyalellidae. Bases 180 to 1757 code for a protein of 525 amino acids. The transcript has 11 exons. Gene Ontology annotation, molecular function: adenosine deaminase activity. The record is from RefSeq and is a predicted model, not a curated record. Gene Ontology annotation, biological process: adenosine catabolic process; inosine biosynthetic process.
CUCAACACUCUAGUGGCAUUCUUCGUCAGUCUAUAGGUGGUUUGUGGCCCUAUAGCCAGGCAGUGAUUGUGCCCUCAUUUUAUUCAGCCUAUUAAUGCCAACAAUUUUCCAGAUACAGGAUUCAGUUAACUCGCUUUAUUUGAUUCCCUCCCUACACCUGAGAACUUUUUCUUGCUGUGAUGAAGGUUGGAGUAUCUAGAGCGCUGCAGUUGGCAGCGGUGCUGGUAAUUGCGUCAGCAUCAAACGUACUGGCAAGAGCCGUCGACAACAACACGUACGAUAGGCAACGGGAAGCCCUUGUCGCCCAAGACUACUCUAAUUUAAUCGGAUCAUCGGUGGUGCUGACAUCAGAAGAGGAACUGGCUAACCAGAUCCUGGUAGCGCUGAAGCAGCAGGAGCUCGACGAUGCAUUAGAUUCCUCAAACUACCCACCCGCUCGCAACUUUUUAGUCUCGAAGCCGGACAUCGAGCGCUCGCAGGUCUUCUCUUUCAUUCGCUCAAUGCCCAAAGGAGCGGUUCUUCACGGCCACGACACAGGGCUCACGUCCAUCAACUUCGUUGUUCAGAACCUGACGUACUGGGACGGCCUGUACAUCUGCUACCUGGAUUAUGGCCCUAUAUUUAAGUUCUCUGCGAGCCCUCCUUCAGAAGGCGCGUGUCCCGACGCCUGGUCUCUGGUGUCCACUGAGCGCGCCGCUGCGUCGUCUCCGUCUGAUUUCGACGCGGCGCUCUACAAGAACCUCACCAUGGGCGUGGACAACCCACUAGAGGCAUACCCAGACGUGGACGCGGCGUGGGUGAGGUUCAACCAGUACUUCGCGUCCAUGGACGGUAUCCUCUCCUACCGCGCCGCCUUCGAGGCUUACCACACGCAGACCCUCACGGAGAUGCGCGAUGACGGCGUCACUUACCUCGAGUUCCGGGGCGUCCUGCCUCUGCUGCACGAGCUGGACGGUACCGUGCUGACAGCUCAGCAGACCAUCGCUGUAUACAAGAACAUCAGCGACAUCUUCGUCUCUGAUAAUCCAGAGUUUUUCGGAGCGCGUUUCAUUUAUGGGCCGCCCAGAGGUGUUUCUGUGGAGCAAGUGUUCGCAUACGUUGAUCUGGUGAAGGCUUUGAAGACCGAAUUCCCUGAGUACAUCGCCGGCUUCGACCUGGUCGGGCAAGAGGAUCCAGGACCUCCCUUGAAGGACUUCAUCGAGCCUCUCCUCACCCUACAGGACUCCGACCCUGCCAUCGACGUCUUCUACCACGCCGCAGAGACAGAUUGGUACGGGGAGGAUGCCGAUGAGAACUUGUUUGACGCUCUCCUGCUGAACGCAACUCGUAUCGGUCACGGCUACGGUAUCCUGAAGCACCCCGCGCUCAUGCAGCGGGCGCGCGAUACCGCUACUCCUAUUGAGAUCUGCCCCGUGUCUAAUCAGGUUCUUCGCCUGGUUGAAGACCUGAGGAACCAUCCUGGCGUCGCCCUCGCCGCCUCAGGCUUUCCUAUGGUGGUGUCGUCGGAUGACCCUGCCCCGUGGGCGGCGCUGCCGCUGUCGCACGACUUCUACGAGGCCUUCAUGGCGCUGGGUGGUCGUCACGCCGACCUACGCUUCCUCAAACAGCUCGCCAUUAACUCCAUCAAUUUCAGCAGCCUGCCUGCUAUACAAAAGGCAUCACUUCUCCAGCUGUGGACUGAGCAAUGGUCGAACUUCAUCACGAGCGUCAUCAUCAAAUACCAGUCAAUACAUACUAACCUCAUUCCCGAAGAUUGAUUCAUAUAUACUUAUAUAUCAUUUGAGAAAAAAGAGAAAAAUAUUAUUGAACUGAUAUCAUAUAUACUUCUAUAUCAUUUGAGAAAAAAACUAUUGGACCGAUAGAAAACGAGCAACCCUGUAACUGGCUUAAAUAAUUUAUCGUAUUUAGAAUUCAAUUACUAAUUCUACUAUUUCCCGUCUAUCAAACUAAUUGACCGGGAUGCAAAUUCGUAUAUAUAAUUCAAUUACUGUUUAUAUUACUUCUCGUCUAUCAAACUAAUUGACCAGGGUGCAAAUCGCCAGCUUAAUUAUGCUGCAUGAUAUUUAUGUAAAUUAUUCAAUAUUGAAGUAUAUUGACUAAUAUUCGCUGCCGAAUGAUCAUUUGUAUCGAAUUCCAACAAUGUAAAAGACCUUUUUGGAAGUAAAAUUUAUGUUAUAAAUUUAGUUCCUUUUCUCUUCUAAAAUUAGAGUAAAGCAAAUCCAAGACUACGAGGAAUUCAAUUUCCAACGACAGGAAGGCAGAUACAAAUUUAUUAAAUAUUCAAUUGUAAAUAAAAUUCAACAAAUUGUCUUUGUCAAGAGAAUUCAAAGGCAAUGAUUAUUGUAACAGAAUAUUUAGGCGAAUUAUAUAAAAAUUAUUAUAUUUUUUGGGCCAAACUUCAGAGUUAGCUGAAUUGUGAACGAAAAAUUGUCUUGAAAAGUCAUAAAUUUCAUUAAUAAAUAUAAAGUGAAGCAUUAAUAAAUGAAACAGCUGGCGAUGCUAGCUGAAUGUGGCAGCUGGGAGACAGUGAGAGAGUGGCAGCUGGGAGACAGUGAGGGAGUGGCAGCUGGGAGACAGUGAGGGAGUGGCAGCUGGGAGACAGUGAGAGAGUGGCAGCUGGGAGACAGUGAGAGAGUGGCAGCUGGGAGACAGUGAGGGAGUGGCAGAUGCUCGGGAAUGUGAUAAUCA